Molecule: messenger RNA, 4071 nt
Organism: Paramecium tetraurelia
Lineage: Eukaryota; Ciliophora; Oligohymenophorea; Peniculida; Parameciidae
Exons: 3
Source: RefSeq, a predicted model, not a curated record
AUGAAGCAAUCUUAAAUUUUUACAAAGAGUUUUUACUAAACUCAUGAUAAGAAUACGAGAAAAUUUCUAAUAGGUUAAUAAGUUGAAAUGGAAAAGCAACCGAAAAAAAAUGGAAAAAUAUUGUCUAGGUAAGUCAGACUGCAGGAGACAAAUAUGAUUCAAAUUAAAAAUUAAAAGACAAUUAAAUACCCAAAUGGUUUCCUUUUGAUUACUAAAUAAGAGUUUGAAAAGUUACCAGAAAAUCAAAAGACUUUUUUCAGAUGGACAACCAAUUAGAGCAAGAAUGUUAGAAUAUUAUUUGAUCGUUCUUCUGAAGGAUUGAAUAAGACAUAAAUUUAACAAUUUGAAAAACCCACAGCAGUUUAUUUUGACAAUAUUGAGGCAGGCAUAAGAUUUGCAGAAUUUUUGAAGUUCAAAAAUCAAGAGAGACUCAAUCAUUUCAAUGAUAAUCUUACAAGGAUCUAGUCAGUUUGGUUUCAUUUAUCAAGUUUGAAGAUAGUUGAAAGCUCAAUUGAAAAAAUGAAUAAUGAAGCUCAAUAAAUUCAAUAUUAGCAACUAAAAGAAUAAAAUGAAUUUCUAUUAGACUUCGAUGAAUUGCUUGAUUAUGAUAAACCAAUAUAUGAAGAAAUGCUAAAUAUCCUAUUUAAAAAGGCUGAAUAUGAGGAAAAGCAUAAAAAACAAAAUAUUAAGCAAUAAAAAGUUGAGAUAAUGAAAUAAUCAGAGAAUUUUUUCAAGAAUAAGGAGGUAAAAGCAAUAAGAUAAUUGCUUUAUCUUUGGAGAUAAGUUGCAGGAGGUAUUUUAAGAGAAAAUGAAGAGUUAGAAGAAUAUUAAUAAAGAGAAUUGGAAGACGAGGAAAGAAAACUGUAAACAGAGAUUGAUGCUAUUGAAAAUGAGUAGUAAAGAAUCUCUUAAAUAUAGUAGUCUCAAAUUUAGCAGCAGCAUUAAUAAUAAAAUUUACCUUAAUAUAAAGAUCUACAUCUUACUAAAUUUAAACUUAUAAUAGGCUAACAUAUUAAAUUGUUUAAUCCUAUUUUGUAUGUUUACUUUAAGGGUUUAGAAUCCAACUAUCAAGGUAAAAUAGAAUUUGAUAAAGGUCAAGAGAUCAAUUUUAUGUAAUUAGAUAAGAAGGGAUGGACAGCUGAGCUUGAGGUGACUUUGUCUGGAUUUCAGAUGUAGGAUGCUUUAGAUAUAGUGAUUUAUGAUGACUAUCAGGAAGUAAAUGAGAAGAUUUUGGCUAGAGCACAAGAAGAAUAAAAUAACAUUUUGGCUUUUUUGGCUACUGCUAAGAAGGUUAUGCAAGGUAGAAUUUAUAUGAGAGAUUUCGAGAAAAACUUAAAUAAUAAUCGAAGACAUUUUGCUAGUUUAGAAGUGUCAGCGAAUUUGUAAUAAAAAGUGACAGGUAAUUAAUUACUAAAUGUUCCUAUGAUAUAAAUGGACAUUUAUGAGGAUAGUCCCUUUUCGAUUUUAAAUUCUACUGUUAAUCCAUUUUACUUAGAUAUUAUUGAAGUGCCAUUUACAGCUCAGGAAAUGAAGUAUUUUGCAAGACAACUAAAAUCUCCUUUUAAUAGUUUGUAAUAGUAAUGGGAUUCAUUCAAAGUUGAAGCUUUGGAAUUUGCUCUUCAAGUUAGAGGGCAGAUUUGGGUUAAUAGUAAAUAAUCAGAGGAUGAUUUGAUUGAAAUUUAAGAGUUCAUUGUAGAAGAAUAAGGAAUUGAAGAAUAAAAAGGUAAAUUUACUUUGCUUGCUGAAUAUUUGUAAGUAAACCCGAUUCAAAAUAAAUAGGAUUUUGUGAAAAAUAAAUUAAUUUAGGCAUGUAGGAAAGGGUUUACUAAAUAAUCUAGGAAUGAAUUGAUUCCUAUUUUCCUCUAAUUUAAUAACAAAAUUACAAAAUUCUUGCAAGACAUUGGAAUAGAGUGGAAUCAAAACGAAAGCAUUUUAGAUCUCAUUUAGAAUGAAAUAAAUUAGUAUAUAGAGUAAGAUACUAUAUUGUCCAAUCAUGAGAAAGUUUAACAUUACUUAGAUAGUUUAUAAUUUAGAUAGACUACUGUUUGGACAGAUCAAUAUAUUAAGAAGUUGUAAUUAUUGAAAGAUAGGAUUGCAUAUCUGUUGAAUUGUUUUGAGUUGAGUAAUCAUAAGAAAAAUUAAUUGAUUUUGACUGUAAGAUUGUUCCAACUUUUUAAUUUAAGAGAAGAUUGUGAUGAUUAUGUUUUGAAAAUAAUUUUAUGUUUAGAUUACAAACUAAUGAUUCCAAAAAUGUAAUGUGAUAAACUAGAUUUUUAAUGGUUUAGGACUCAUAUGAAUAAUCUAUUUAGUGAUUUCUUUUAUUUUGAUAUAUGGUUACGGGUAUUUGAUUAUAUAAUUGGGAUAGGUUUUGUAAAUGGAGAUUUUGACAGGGCAAUAGCCAGUGUGAUUGGUGGAAUUCUAAAUGAAGUGGACUCUAAAAAAUAUAGAACCAAAGAAGAAUUCAUAACAGGGCUGACUAUUUAUGGUAAGUUGUUAUGUGAUCCUGAAAAAUUGAUCAUGGCAUGUUAUAACUCAUAUAAUCAUCAGGAAUUCAUAUAUUUAGAAUCUGAUGAAUAAAUCUUAGAGAUCUUGACCUAAAAUGGUAAUCCAUCAGAGCAGAUUUGCAAAGAUCAGAUCUAAUAAUAAUAAUAACAAUCUCAUUAAUAAAGUAUUAUUAUUGAUGUUCCUGAGGAACAUGAAGGUUCUAUUUAUGAGAUUCAUGAAUAGUACUAAUAAUCAGCAACUUAGUAGAGAUCUCAAUAAAAGUAUCUAUUCAAGUAAAAAGUUGAAAAGAUUCAUAUUUUAAUUCAUUCUAUGUAUUUGCAUUAAAUAGUCUUCCAUGAAUAAAAUGUAGUUACAAUAUAGAAUCAAAGAAAAAAUGAAUAGGAUGGAUUAUAUUUUGAAUUGCCAUUCACUUCUUAGAGUGUGGAUAUUUAAAUAAAUGAGAAUUUUAAGGCAUAAAUUGAUAUUGGUUACUUAUUAGUAAAUACUAUAUACAAGAAUACAUUAAUCUUAAAUGACAAUUAUGAUAUGGAAAGAAACUAUUAAAUAUCUGAGUUAGAAUAUUCAAUUUUGUUAAUAGGAGAAGGAUUGCCAUAUGAAAGAGUGAUGAGUAAAGACAAUGCUAUAAAUAGUUUUAAUGACCUUGCAUAAAAAUUCAAAGUUUAGCACAAUUUCUCCUAGCAUCCAGAUGCAUUUAAACUAGGGAAUGUAUUAAGUUUUGCAGACUUCAAUUAAUUGAUGCAGCAUUACUUUAAAUUGGAUCAAGCAUCAUAUAAUUUGGAUGAAUUAUAUUAAAAAUUUAUGUUAAAAGGGAAUUAAUAAAUAUACUUAAUUGAUAUUUUGUUGAAGUUAAAUUAGAAUAAUUAGAAAUAAUUGGAGGUCUUAAAUUUAUUCAUCCCAAAUGAAAAGAUCAGUCAUAAACAAUUGAGGAGAGAAUAAUUAGAAAAUAAUGGAGAUGUUAAAUUUUUAAAAGUAAUACUAUCUGAUGAAAAUUAUGGGUAAAGUGUAGAUUUAACAACUUAUUUCAAUGGUUUAUUGUUAGAUCAUUAUUUAAAGUAUAACUCAUACGAUAUGUUGUUAAUUGAUCAUAAGAAUAGAUUAUAUCUGCUAGACAAUGCAGGUUCUUUCUUGUCACAGUUACGAACAUAAACUUUAAUUUUAAGUCUAAAGUUUAGUAGUUUCGGUAACAUUCGUAACUUGCAAUACUAGCUAAAUAAAUAGUUUAAAUUAACCAUGGAAUAGCAAACUUCUGCAACCUCUAUAAAAGAACUAUUAGAAAAUAACAGCAGAUUAAUAUCUUUGGAUAAUAAUUGCAUUUUGAUGAAUGAGAAAGCAUCUACCUUCAAUUCUCAUUUAGCGUAUUUGAGAUGCAGAGAUGGUUCCAAACAAUUCUAUACUUGUGAUGUCAUCGGGAAAAUUUUGAACAAGAAUGACGAAGUGCAAUACUAUGUUGUAUAAUUGGAGCUGGAUAAGAGGAUCAUUAAGUCUAAGGAGGAUGUGUUGUUAUUUGAUAGCAUUCCACUGGAGGAAUUGGAAGUGUAUGAUAAGACAUGGAAACAAGUAUAAUGA